AUGGAGACGCCCAUCGAGCGCGAAAUCCGGCGCAGCUGCGAGCGCGAGGAGAGCCUGCGCCGGAGCCGAGGGCUGAGCCCACGCCGCGCGGGCCGCGAAUUCGUCGAGCUGCGCGUGCGGCCGGUGCUCACCCGGCCCGGCCCCGACCCCGCGCUCCCGCGCGCCUUGGAACGCGCGCGGGCGGGCGCGCAGAUGCAGCGAGACAUCGAGCGGGAGGCCCACCGCCAGGCGGCGCUAACACGCGCCACCGCCCCGGAGCCCAGCGCCCCGCCGCUGCCGCCGCAGCAGCAGCAGCAGCGGCUGGGCGAGCUCAGGCGAUUCUUCGAGGCUGCCGGGGAGUGCGGCCCCACGACCGCAGACGGCGCGGGCCUGCAGAAGCCGCCGGAAGGCAGAGGCCCGCGGCGCUCGGCCGCGCAAAGCCGGUGCCCGGUGCUGGCCCGCGCCCCGCAGUUCGCCGAGAUGUCGCUGCUGGAGCAGGAGGUGCGCGAGGUGCAGGAGCGCGAGCGGGAGCUGCAGCGCCAGCGGCGCAGCAUCUACGGCACCGCCGAGUUCAAGGAGCCCGCGCCCAGCCUCACGGCGAGUACCGGUGAUGGAAAGCUGGCGGUGAUCUGGCCCCCUCGCAGGAAGCCUUCGGAGAACGGCCUGGCGCAGGCCCUUCGCUCUGAGCAGUGCGGUCUGUUUUCUUCAGGCACCUCUCCACCGGGCUGGGGCCAGAACGGGCAGGUGACGGAAGGUCGGAGAAAGGCAGGGGAGAGGCGCGGUCAGGUGUGCGCGAACGCGCUCUUAGCACCGGGUUCCUGCGCCUCCCGCUCCGCGGCCCGGCCCGGGCCCGGAUACCCCCUCGCGGUCUAA
This is a messenger RNA of Elephantulus edwardii (Cape elephant shrew), 852 nucleotides long. RefSeq lists its product as uncharacterized. NCBI's taxonomy places the organism in Eukaryota, Metazoa, Chordata, Mammalia, Macroscelidea, Macroscelididae. Bases 1 to 852 code for a protein of 283 amino acids. The transcript is spliced from 3 exons. The record is from RefSeq and is a predicted model, not a curated record.